AUGACUUCUUGCAGUCAAUAUUCUUCUCAUUUACGGAUACAACGUUUCAUUGCCUUCUCCGUUGCCAGCGUGGCUUUCGUUCUGUUAGCUGGAGCAAUGGUUACUCUUCCAUUGGCUUAUCGAUACGUUCAUCAAUUGAGAUAUUCUCUUGAGAGACAGUUUGUGGAAUGUAACGAUGUUGUGAGAACAAUCCAUACUAGUGUCGAUGAGCUUUCCACCAUGAUUGCCAACUCAAACCACACUAGAUCAAUUAGAGGAACCAAACCAAGAAGACGUUUUGAUGAAGAUGACACAGUUGAAGGAACUUGCGAUGGAUGUUGUCUACCUGGAUCUCCAGGACCAGCUGGACCUCCUGGGCGACAUGGACGUCACGGUGCUCCAGGAGCCCCUGGAAAACCAGGAAACCCAGGAGAGCCACCACGAGGACCUUGUGAUCCAGCGCACCCAAAUCCAUGCGAUUGUCCAGCUGGAGAACCAGGAGAACCAGGGCCACGUGGACCUCCAGGAAACAAUGGAUUGCCUGGAUUGAAAGGAAGACGAGGAAUCGAUGGAUUGGAUGGACGACCUGGAAGACCUGGAAAGACUGGAAUCGAUGGGAUUCCAGGACCUAAAGGAGAGGAUGGAAGUGAUGGAGAACCAGGAAUCAUUGACACUUCUGAUGUUGGGCCACCAGGAGAUGAUGGAGAGGAAGGAGAAGCAGGAGAGGCUGGACAACCAGGAAACGAUGGAAGAGAUGGAAAACCGGGACAAGUUGGACCACCAGGACCACCAGGAAGAGAUGGAAUUGAUGGGGAGAAUGGAAACGAUGGAGACUUGGGAGAACCAGGAAUUCAAGGAAGACCAGGAGAGGAAGGAAUCUGUCCAAAAUAUUGUGCAAUUGAUGGAGGUGUCUUUUUCGACAGUGGUUCUGGUCGUCGUAAAGCUUAA
Molecule: messenger RNA, 927 nt
Organism: Caenorhabditis briggsae
Lineage: Eukaryota; Metazoa; Nematoda; Chromadorea; Rhabditida; Rhabditidae
Gene: Cbr-col-110
Product: Protein CBR-COL-110
Exons: 4
Coding region: 1-927 (308 amino acids)
Molecular function (GO): structural constituent of cuticle
Source: RefSeq, a predicted model, not a curated record